UAUUGUUGGCUAUACAUAACUUCCCAAAAACUGUGUCUCAUUUCAAAAUCAAAACAAAACUACAAAAUGAAACAAUAAACACACAAUUGAAAUUAAUGGCUCUAAUUACUUAGUCGAACCAAUUAGUGGGGCCAUUCACAAGGAAGUUCCUCCUUUUCUGCGACAUAACCUCAAUAAUUUUUACAAGUAAUAUUAUUAUGGAAUUUGCUGAACAUAUAGCCACUCCAAAAGUAGACGGUGUUAUACUUCAUAGCCCCUUUCACGAGCCAGUUGAUGGAACUCUUUGUGUAACAGGUCACCAUUUAAUUCUAUCAUCAAGGAAAGAGGACGUACAAGAACUAUGGUUAUUACAUCAAUGCAUAGACGCUAUUGAGAAAAAACAGACUGGUGGUAACUCAAAUCAAUAUGGGGGCUCCAUAAUCCUGAAAUGCAAAGACUUUCGCAUACUACAAUUGGAUAUUGCAAACCCAGAUGAAUUCCAUAACAUUUACGCCUCAAUUGAACGCCUCUCCAAUUUAGAUAAACCAGAAUCACUCUACCCAUUUUUUUAUAGGCCCAUGUAUAAUAUUUUAGAGGAUGGUUACACCCUGUUUCAGCCAGAGAUUGAGUUUGCAAAACUGUUGGCCAGUGAUGAAUGGAGGGUUUCUCAUGUCAAUAAAACUUAUGCUAUUUGUGCCUCAUACAGUGGAACUCUGAUUGUUCCAAAGAGUAUAGAUGAUGAUGUGAUAAUUGCUUCAGCCAGUUUCAGGGAUGGGGGGCGUUUCCCACUUUUAAGUUACAGACAUGAUAAUGGUGCUAUACUUUUAAGGAGCAGUCAGCCUUUACUGACCAACAACAAUAGAAGGUGCAGGGCUGACGAGAAAAUUUUAAACACUGUUCUUGGGUCAUGCAAGAAAGGGUAUAUAAUUGAUACAAGGAGUACAAGUUAUACUAGUCAUUGCAAAGGGAAAGGGGGUGGAACUGAACCAGAUGGGCACUACACACAAUGGAAAAAGGUUUUUAAGCCUUUGGAUAAAAUUUCUAAAUGUGAUGGUUCAGUUUUAGAUUAUCUCGCCAAACUAAUUGAUGCAUGUAAUGACACAAACUGUUCAUCAGAUAAAUGGUUAUCACGUCUAGAAAGCAACCAUUGGCUAACAAACGUACAAAACGUCUUAAAUGCUUCUUGCCUGGUAGCCCAGUGUCUAGAUAAAGAUGGUGCCAGUGUUUUAGUGCAUGGAUCUAGUGGCUUAGAUUCGACCCUCAUUCUCACAUCUCUAGCCCAAGUUAUCCUUAAUCCUGACUGCAGAACAGUCAGAGGACUUCAAGCUUUAAUAGAACGAGAGUGGUUGCAAGCGGGUCAUCCGUUCCAACUCAGACAUUCGAAAUUCUGUUACUCCUCAUCAAGAUCCAAAGGACAACAACCAACGUUCUUGUUGUUUUUGGAUUGCGUUCACCAAUUACAUUAUCAAUUCCCGUGCAGUUUCGAGUUCACUACUCAAAUGCUGGUCUUACUGUUUGAGCACUCCUACUUUAGUCAAUUCGGCACGUUCUUGGGCAAUUCGGAGAGCGAUAGAGUCAAUCUUCAGCUGGCAAAAAGAACAACCAGUUUGUGGUCGUACUUGAACCGGCCUGAAGUAAUAACUUCGUUGCUUAAUCCGUUGUACGAUCCAAAUAAAGCUCCGAUUUGGCCGAGCGUUGCUCCGGUCAGUUUGGUUCUCUGGGACGAGUUGUAUCUUAGAUAUGUAGUUGAUCAGUCGCAGUCUAAAAGGGCUUUGGUUAAAAUACAAAACUUGAUACAAACCGACAAGGAUUUGAGGAGCAAGGCGCUAAAAUUAAGAAAGCAACUGAUAGAUUUGCAAAAGGAGUUAGACUGUUUGAACAACGAAAUGGAGGAAGACGAUGACGAGGAUAAUAGCGGGUGAAUUUGAUUCGAUACCUUAAUGUUUUUGCUUUACAAGACCAUUUUAAUUUGAUUUAUAUAUAUAGUUGUAACAUUAAAAUAUCAAAUUUUAUUAUUAAGUUAUAAGGCAAACAAUUUUUAUAAACAUAAGUUACUGUACAUGUCAUAUUUAUAUAUUUUUAAAAAUAUUCUGGUGUACUUAUGUAUAUCUAUUGUUAUAUUGUCUUUGAAAAUUGGCAAGUGUAACUAAAACAUCUUCUCUAGUCAAAAAUUACAAAAUUAACUGUUAUUAGGAAUUUAUUGUCUUAAUCUAUGGAUAUUGAUAGAUGAUUUAUAUUUUUAUAUUUUCCCAGUUUAUUUAUUACACCAAAUUUAUUUUAUAUAUUCUUAAUUGUAAAACGUAUUAAUGGAUGAUAGAUAAUUACAGACUUCUGUCAAUAUACAAACUUCCUUGGUCAAUUUAAACAGUGAUAAUAAUUGGCGCUAUAUCUAAAUGCAAAACAUAUCUCUUCACUACUUUAAAAAGUUAAGCAAUACAGGUGUUUAAAAAGAACCAACAUAUGUCUGAACAAACGAAAAUAACAAUUGUGUGUUCACAAAAUAUCAAAUCGCUUGCUCACUUUAUACUUCUCAAUGUACCAAAGUGUUAGGAUACAAUGAAACUGAAUCUCAAGAAAUUAUUAUCAUUCCCGUAUAAGUAGCUUUAAAUCAAAAUAUGAAGGAAUGCAUGAUCUCUGCUUAUGUGCAAUGUGUGUGUGCAUAGUAUAUUUUCUUAUUUUCGAUUCCAUUUCGGCUCAAUUGUCAUUCCACCCAUUAAUAAAAUAAAGUUAUAUGAUAACA
This is a messenger RNA of Aethina tumida (small hive beetle), 2719 nucleotides long. Its product is annotated as myotubularin-related protein 9. Lineage: Eukaryota; Metazoa; Arthropoda; Insecta; Coleoptera; Nitidulidae. The coding region runs from base 198 to 1901 and encodes 567 amino acids. The transcript is spliced from 5 exons. Gene Ontology annotation, biological process: negative regulation of autophagy. The record is from RefSeq and is a predicted model, not a curated record.